Messenger RNA from Aureobasidium musti, 648 nucleotides. Lineage: Eukaryota; Fungi; Ascomycota; Dothideomycetes; Dothideales; Saccotheciaceae. The record is from the annotation of a GenBank genome assembly.
AUGUCUUGGAUGGACUGGGAGCGAUCUCUCGUCGAAUUUGCAUAUGAGGUCGAGAAAGACUUCGAUGUCAACGGUACACCCUCAUCUUGGGCAGACACUGGACUGAGUCCAGCUCAUCGAUACUGGGGCGAUGAAGACCACAGGAUAGAACUUCCUCAUACUGACGAUCCUACUUGCCGUCUGGCCACGUCGGCUCCCACACCGGACAAGAAAUUCAUCGCAGCGUCGAAUGGCCUUGUGGUCAACCUGUACGAUGUUGCAACAAAAGAGUGUCGUAUGGUGUCUCGAGGCUUGACAAUGCCGGUUCGUGGCCUGGAUUUCAGCCCUUUGCUCACAGAGACAGGCGGAUACACGCUCAUGAUCUCAAGCUCCGAAUCUGACCGAUCAGAUAGCGACAAGGCCCUCAUCUUCUUGGAACUGGGCCCUGAUGGACGAAGAGUGGUUCAACCACAGCUGUUGAACAUUGACGAGGUACUGGAGUUAUCUAUGGACCCUGUCACAUCUCAAUUGAACGGCCUGGGUGGAUCUGCCGCCGCGUCUUCAUUGCUAGAUACCACCCGCGCGCAGUACAAGAAAGUUCUGGACAGGCUGCAAGCGAUUCUGGAAGCCAAGGACUUGCUACAAUUGGACGGUGCCACAGGCUAUUAA